UCUACAGUUACACCGCCUUGGCUCAGCUGAUCCCACGGCUACUCAUCCCUUCCCAUUGCUUACUAUCCUUCAUUCCCCAUGAUACAAUCUCUCCGUCGCAGCCUCUGAAGAGGUACAUAAACUUCACACGCCCAGCCCGAAGGUCUCGCCACCUGCUUGAUAUUGGCGUGCUUCGCUAGCCAUGGCGCCCAUCUUCAGCAGCUCCAAGGGCAGUACGAGCAAGUCCUCCGGCAACGUCUCAAAGGCGGAAGACUCACGCGUACGUGGUCAGAGAAGCACUAGUCUAGGACAAGGUGACGUCGUCACUCCAAAGCCCUCGAGGCCUUCUUUGGCUCAAAUUGGAAGCCGAAUGCGCACAUCGUCCUCUAGCACUUCCCAAAGCUCGAGAAAUGGUUCAAUCCGCGUCCCUUCCGAAGCGGCAGGGGUGGGGGCGGCGAUGACUCCUAGCAGUAGUCAGAGCAAGGAUUCCAUCUCGUCUAAUGACAGAAGCAGGCCCAGAGGGAGCAGAUCUGGCGGUAUACUCAGCUCAUUCAAGGGAGGCCAGAACCAAAAAGCUCGCCAGUCUUCCUUCGAGGUACAUAGCGUCCGACUCGAGCGUCCGCAUUCCGACUAUUUUGACGCUCAAAGAGCCAGCGCAGACGAUAGGGGGUCAGUCUCUUCUCCCUUUGAGAUUGUCGAAUCGCCAGACCUGACGACGACAGCAUUGCCACUGCCAUUGCCGGCGCAAGGUCUAGCACAGGCACCAGCAGUCGGAACGGACAGUCGCCCACGAGAGGCAGAAUCGUCGGCAGAUGCCUAUCGGACCGACGUAACUGUUGGUGAUGAGCCGGAAGCAAGCGAUAUGACGAACUCCACAAGCAGCGCUUCUGCCAAGGUAUCACAUCCGCCCCCGGUAGGUCGCACACGGCGGUCCUUAGCUAAUGCCAUUGGGCGAAGGCUCAAUGGAGUAGGCGAAGCCGCGCCAAGCAGUGGCAGCCGAGAUUCUGAGCAAGUUCGCCCUCAGGAAUCAAUCGAGAUCGCAACUGCUCCCUCUGCUGCAGACCCAAAGCAAUCUUUUGCUCUACGUUCUAUGCGCAAGGUCAGUCUUGGUAGCUCUGCAACUUUGGAAACUGAUAGGGCUGCACUCAAAUCUCAGGCAUUAGCUGUAGCAUCUCCGAGCGAAGAACUUGCGACUCAUAGAGCUCCUUCACCGUCAACGCAAGAUCCUUCAGCCCCAACUACGCCAGCUGAGAUGCCGCUUAGGCGCACGCCAGGCUCGCCCACUCUCUCGCCCUCUACAUCUUCCCGCAAUCUGUAUUCCCUGACCGGCGCUCAUAGCUCAUCCAUCUCUGUGGCCAAAUUCAGAAACACGCGCGUUCGCUCCGAAUCCGUAGGCAAUACGUUGGACAUGAGCAAUAUUGGUGUAUCGCCGUCUGGGCCUGGACCUACCAGUCCGGUCCUAUUUGCGACAUCGCUGCAAAACGGCGAAGGCCUCACACCUUCGGAACAGCUUGCUGCUCUGGAAGCAACCGCGGCGCGAGGGGGAAGGGCUACGCCUUUGCUGAGGCACUUCGAAGGACGAGCAGAUGGGCAGAGAUCGAGGAUCGCCUCGAGUGGCAGCUACUUCAGUGCCGAGCCAGGUAGAACGGGCGAUGAUGAGCCUAUUCUUUCACCGCCACCGGUACCAACUAAAGGCUCUGCGCGGUCGUACCGGAGCAGGCAGGCGUCGUUCGAUGGAGGAGCUCUACCGACCAUCGAGGCGAUCCCCAGACCUGUGCCGCCGAGUCCGCCGGCUAAGAACACGAGACGCUUUUCCGAAAGAUUCGAGCAGAGCCCUAGUAGCAUGGGCAAUGAUAUGCCUGCGCCUUCGUCAGCGAGGCACAGUAUGCUGGUCCGCGGUCGUGCUUGGGACGCUGCUAAUGCCCUGUCCUCGUUCGGUCAAAGAGCGGUCGGCAGUGGCGGAAUCCCGACUCGUACUCUGCUUGACGCUCUCGCUCGACUUGGCGGCGAUCAAGAGGAUGUGGAUGCGAUCCAGACACCCCGAAGGCCUUGGUUGCAUGACGAGGAGGUCCCACAGCAAUCAGGCGGAUCCUCAGCACCGAGGACUCCGACGCUUCCGUCAACAUCUGGUUGGGCUACGCCCCUGGAGAAGGCUGGUGCUAACGAAGCGCCGGCAAGCUCUAGUGCAUCGUCUCGCGGUCCUUUGAGCAAUGGUCGCAUGCCUCGCUCUUCGACAAUGUCAAGCCUUCCGAGCCUACUACCGGCAAGGGGUGAAAGCCCCCAACACCGCUCCAUCCCAGUCAGCAAGAGUCCGUCAGCUCGAAGUCGCUCCUCGCAGGACGGCUCCACAGGCGUGGUGCCAGACUCGGUGUGGAUGACCCCCUCCAUCACAAUUGAUUCAGCCGUGUACGAUUCUCUCUCGGCAGAUCACCGCGCGUAUGUGCAAGAGAGACACGAAGUGGCUUUCCUGGCAGCCCAGGAGGCAUUCCAGAAGACGUAUGCAGAGCAAAUGAAAGACGUCUUGGCAACGCUACCCACGUCGAUUACUUCCCAGCCCAAGAGAGAGGGCAAGUCGGGAGAGGGCAAAGCGCAUCUGGAAGUGCCUGUCUCUUCAACGGCCGACAUCCCAAUUGACGGCCCUACCAGAACAGAGCCAGAGAGCAACCAGCACUGA
Molecule: messenger RNA, 2653 nt
Organism: Microstroma glucosiphilum
Lineage: Eukaryota; Fungi; Basidiomycota; Exobasidiomycetes; Microstromatales; Microstromataceae
Exons: 2
Coding region: 182-2653 (823 amino acids)
Source: RefSeq, a predicted model, not a curated record